CAAAAUUGCAGUUGCAAUCUUCGCUAAGUGAAUUCCAGCAUCCUCUAAGCUAAAUCCAACAUGAAACUCUUUAUACUUCUGUUGAGCUUGACUUUGGUCUUUGCCGAUGAGCACGAGCAUCAUCAUCAUGGUCAUGACCAUGGUUCGGGCUAUGUGGUGAAGACGCAUGAGGAUCUGGUCAAGUUCCGCCAUAUGUGCGCCGAACAGGUGCAUGCCAGCGAAGAGGAUGUGGCCAAGUUUGUCAAGUGGGACUUCGUCGAUGACGAGAAGAGUCGUUGCUACCUGAAGUGCGUAUUCGAGCAGUUUGGCUUUUUCGAUGCCACACACGGCUUCGAUGUGCACAAGAUCCAUGAGCAGCUUGCCGGCGGCUCCCACGUCGACCAUUCGGACGCAGUGCACCAGAAGAUCGCCGACUGUGCGGACAACAAUGCUCAAGGCAGCGAUGCCUGCACCUGGGCCUAUCGCGGCGGCAUGUGCUUCAUGCGCUCCAAUCUGCAGCUGGUACAGCAAAGCGUCAAGGCCUAAGUCUCCUAAGCACACCCAUAUACGCCAACGAAUUUGAAUUUGAUUUGCUAAAAUAAAUUUUCGUUUUUUGUUA
This is a messenger RNA of Drosophila hydei, 598 nucleotides long. RefSeq names its product general odorant-binding protein 99b (gene Obp99b). The record is from RefSeq and is a predicted model, not a curated record. Gene Ontology annotation, biological process: sensory perception of smell. Bases 61 to 525 code for a protein of 154 amino acids. Lineage: Eukaryota; Metazoa; Arthropoda; Insecta; Diptera; Drosophilidae. The transcript has a single exon. Gene Ontology annotation, molecular function: odorant binding.